Messenger RNA from Linepithema humile (Argentine ant), 1558 nucleotides. RefSeq names its product Dachs ligand with SH3s (gene Dlish). Lineage: Eukaryota; Metazoa; Arthropoda; Insecta; Hymenoptera; Formicidae. Gene Ontology annotation, molecular function: protein binding. The record is from RefSeq and is a predicted model, not a curated record.
AGUCCUGCCCGAGGAACGCGGAGAACGCGUCCGUUCGCCGUGGCGAGAGGUGUCUCGUUUAAUCGCGGUCGCAUGUUUUCGCGACUUUAACAAAAUUCUUUCGUUUUUUCACGUUUUACGUUACACGAUUUCCACCGUAUAUCUCUGAGGAGCUAAACAGGACGCUCGCAUUCCGCGCGUGCCGCGACGUCUGGACCGUAAGAGGCAGGUAGUCGUUCGGCCGCGCUGGAGAUGUGAGUCAUUCCGAAGCGAGAUAUCACCAACGAAAUCACAGAAUGGCCUUCCUGUGUCCCGUGCGUAUACGUCGUGGAAAGAAGAAGAAACCUGGAACACAUAACUUCAAUUUAGAGAAAGACUGCGUUGGAGGUGGAAGUACAGGACUUGGUCUAGGCACCAGGGUACCAUUGCCUCCUGGACGGAUAACUGGAAGCGCGAGUAUCGAAACUCUCGUAAGAGUCGGCAUUGAAAAGGAAAAUGGGCUUUCUCCAGACAGUAAAAUGGUCAUCGUGCACGACUUUACUCCCUGCGUGGACGAUGAACUUCAAGUUAAAAGGGGCCAGGUGGUUAACGUCCUUUAUAGAGAAAAUGACUGGGUGUACGUGAUAGCGGCGGAUACGCGUAUGGAAGGUUUUGUGCCGCAUUCAUAUUGCGCACCGUACACAUCGCAACUGGCGGAAUUGACACUUGCCAGUUUGAAUAACGUGAAGAAGAAGCUGCCACGAUCCAGCGAGAACGAUUGCGAUCUUCUUACCACGGGCCGCUUGCAAGAGACGCAACAGACCGACACCGGAUCUGCUUCGGAUUGUGAGAGCUACGCGCGAAAUAAUAUCACUACUGCAGACGUCAAUGUCAAUCGCUCCAUCACGCAAUCUCAGAAUUCCAUACAGACUAUAUCGUCUCAGCCGGAUGUACAUCCCUUCUUCAAGGAUCCAUCGGCCGGAAGAUAUAUUGUCCUUUACACAUUCGUGGCGCGAGACGAGAACGACGUUAGCGUCGAGAGAGGUGAAUUUGUGACGGUGCUGAAUCGCGACGAUCCGGAUUGGUUUUGGGUGCUUCGACAUUGCGAUGGUAAUGAGGGUUUUGUGCCGUCCGGUUUCGUCUAUCCCGGUCACGUUCUCCAUUCUUACGCGACGGCUACCACGACAGCCGCCGCCACCGCCACAACAAAUACAGCGUCUGCGGAGACUCACAGUCCAGGCAAAGGCACGGUGGGCAAUAUAACGGGAGGCGAGUCGCUGCAGCAAAAAGGAGUGCGAGAUUUCCGGGAUGAGACAACCGGUACGGAGUUAGUGGUGCUUUACGAUUACAAGGCGCAGGCGCCGGAUGAUCUAUCGGUGAAACGGGCCGACUGGAUUUACGCGGAUCUGGGAAAUCAGACGGUGGACGGUUGGUUGUGGGCCUACGCGCCCAAAACCCGCAAGUACGGUUUCAUUCCUAAAGCGUACGCGCGACCCCCUGCCAUGACCAGCUUAUGAGCUUAAGCCGUUCUUGUACGUACUUUUAUACGCGUAUAUCUUUUAUACAUAUUUUUAUGCAAUAUAAAUGUUUUUAUACACAA